UGGAGCCGCGGUGAGGGGCUGGCGGCUCCCCCGGCCCCUCCGCUACGUCAUCCCGGUCCGGGCGGGCGGCGGGCAUGGGGCCGGGGGCGGCAGGGGGCUAAGGGCGGCGGGCAGCGGACGGCAGCCUUUGUACGGCGCGUAGGGGGGGCGGCGGCCGCCCGCCGAGCCGGCGGAUCCAGGCGGGGAUGGAGCCUCCCCCGGCGCAGGGAUGCUGCUGCUGCUGCCGCCGCCGCCUCCGUCCCCGCCGGGGGGGAGCGCGGCCCGGGCUGCUCCCGCCGCCGCGGCUCUGAUGCCUUCGGGUUUUCCGUGCCGGCCCCCGGGAGCCUUCGCUGUUACCGAGUGAGCCCAGAGCCCCGUCCCAGCCAUGCAGGAGCCGGAGCGGGGCUUGCCCAGCGCGGACCCCGCGGCCUCCGCCUGGCCGGACCUGGGCACGCGUAACGUCCCGGGGGGCGACGGUGACAGGGCGAGCUGCCAGCUGGGCCCGGGGCCGGGGGAGGCCGGAGCAGCCCAGCCUCGGGAGGCGGCCCCGGGGCCGCUCCACAGACCCCCGCCGGACCCCCAGCGCGUUCGCUCCGCACCCGAGCUCAUUAGGCCGCUGCGAGCGAUGGACGGGCGCGGAGGCGAGCGGGCGGACGGGCCCCCCCAGAGCGGGGCUGACUAUGGCUUCCUUGUGAGCCAGAACACGAAGCUCCUGAGUGCGCUGGAGGACCUGCGGCAGCGCUGCUCCAGCCUGGCCGAGGAGAACAGCUUGCUGCGCAGGAGCUGCUUCCCCCAGACGGAGGAGAAGGUGAAGCACCUGAAGAGGAAGAAUGCGGAGCUGGCGGUGAUUGCCAAGCGCCUGGAGGAGAGAGCCCGGAAACUCCAGGAGGCAAACCUCAAAGUUGUAACUGCUCCGGUGCCUCUGAAGGGCUCCAGCCUGGAGCUGUGCAAAAAAGCAUUUGCUCGCCAGCGUGCCAAGGACCUGACAGAGCAAGCCAGUGCUCUCCUGGCGAAAGACAAGCAGAUUGAAGCUCUGCAGCAGGAGUGCAGGGAGCUGCAGGCUAAACUCUUCGCAGGGAAGGAUGACCCUCGCUGCCUGAACGUCAUCGAGUUUGAUCGCCUGUUGCGGGAAUCCCAGAGAGAGGUGUUACGGCUGCAGAGACAGAUCGCACUGAAGAAUUUCAAGGAGUGUCUACGUUCCCCUAAAAUCAGUCUGGGUGGCGCUUUGCCAAGUGCUGCAGCACGCUUGGGAACGCCCGCACCAACGCUAAAUACCUGCAUCAAAGGUUCACCUCUACCGAAUGAGGCCCGCUCGGGAGAGCCAGCACUAGCAGGGGAGACAUGCAAGGAGGUGGAACCAGGUGUGCAGCCGCUGGGACCUGCCUCUGAAGGACAUGAAAAUUUCCCUCCCAAAAAUGCAGUAAGAGACCACAAGAGCAGCCAACAGAUACAACAGCUGGAAUUUGAACUCAAGAAAAAGCGCAAAAAAUGUGAAAACCUUGAGCAUGAAGUGAGGAAAAAGCAUAAAAGAUGCAAAGAACUGGAGAUCCAGCUGCAGGAGGUACAAAGUGAAAAUGCACGACUGGCUGAAGAGAACUUGCAGCUGAAUGAGAAGGCUGAAUGGGCAGGACAGGUUGAAUCUGAGAAUGCUGACCUGAAAUUGCAGGUUGUUUUGGUUACUAAGGAGCGAGAUUCAGUAAUUCAGACGAAUCAAGGACUCCAAACCAAGCUGGAGAAUCUAGAGCAGGUCCUGAAGCACAUGAGAAAUGUGGCUGAGCGAAGGCAGCAGCUGGAAGUCGAGCACAAGGAAGCACUGCUAGUCCUGCAGGAGAAGCAAGAGGAAGUCAGACGGUUGCAGCAGGCGCAGGCAGAGGCAAAAAGAGAACAUGAAGGAGCAGUACAACUUCUAGAGAGUACUUUGGAUUGCAUGCAGGCCCGAGUGAAAGAUCUAGAAGACCAGUGCCGCAGCCAAACAGAGCAGUUCAGCCUCCUGUCUCAAGAACUCAAAGAGUUCCGGCUUCAAACAGGAAAAAUCGACCUUCUCACCUCUACACUGGUGACUUCUGAGUUUCCUCUUGCCCUCUGCAGCUCUACCCCACAGCCCCACUGGGAGAAGGAGUCAACUGUUCCUGGAUUGCUUACUCACCAGAGUGCUAAGAAGGUUCAGAAUGAAGAGACUGAUGAGUUUGAGUCAUCACAGCGGGCGCCUGAUGCCACUGUUGGCUCCCCAGUUGCUGCUACCAGUUCUCAGAGACAAGCCAAGAAAGUGGAAUCUCAGUCAAACUCUUCAAAAUCAGAAUCCAUGCAGAACAGUCCAAAAUCCUCCCCAACUCCAGAGGUGGACACUGCAAGUGAAAUGGAAGAACUGGAUGUUGACAGUAUCUCUCUAAUGCCUGAGCCAGGCAGCCAAGGCCCUGCAAAGCUCCAGGUGUUCUUAGCUCGGUACAGCUACAAUCCUUUUGAUGGGCCUAAUGAAAAUCCAGAGGCAGAGCUUCCACUGACUGCUGGUGAAUAUAUUUACAUCUAUGGAGACAUGGAUGAAGAUGGCUUCUUUGAAGGGGAACUGAUGGAUGGCCGGCGGGGGCUAGUCCCCUCCAAUUUUGUUGAGCGAGUUUCAGAUGAUGACCUCAUGACGUUUCUGCCUUUGGAGCUGAAUGAUCUCACCCAUAGUUCAUACCAGGAGAAAAGUUUUGUCAGUGCAAGCACCAGCAGUGGAGAUAAGAGUGAUUUUUCCAUUGAAGAGAGUAGCAUCAGUCCAUUGGCCAGUAGAGCAGAAGGAGACCAGGAGGAACGUGUUAGUCAUACAGCAGUGCCUUACCCAAGAAAACUGACUUUGAUCAAGCAGCUUGCCAGAAGCAUAGUUGUAGGCUGGGAACCACCACUUUUGCCAGCUGGCUGCCCAGACAUACAAAGCUACAACAUCUAUGUGGAUGAAGAGCUACGUCAAAAUGUGAAGAGUGGCUUUCAGACCAAAGCAGUGAUUGAGAAGCUGGAUUUAAAGACAAAGGCUUACCGUGUAUCUGUGCAGACUGUGACAGAGCAAGGCAGUUCUGAUAAACUGCGAUGCACUUUCUUUGUGGGGCAAGAUUUUUGUGUGGCACCAACUAUGCUGAAAGUCAGAAGUGUCACUGCCACGUCAGCAGAGGUCAUGUGGCUUCCCUGCAACAGCAAUUACAACCACGCAGUGUAUCUCAAUGGGGAGGAAUGUGACAUAACAAAACCUGGGGUCUACUGGUACACCUUCCGCAACCUGCAGCCAAGCACUCAGUAUGUUGCCAAGCUGGAGGCCCGGCCCUUGAAAACACCUUGGGAAGAGAUCCCAGAGGGGCAGGAGCAGAACUCAGCUGUGAUACACUUCACUACCCCACUAGCAGGCACACCUGAUGCUCCUUUGGAUGUCCAGGUAGAAGCUGGUCCCUCACCAGGUAUCCUUGUUAUCAGCUGGUUACCUGUCACUAUUGAUGCCGAAGGAUCUUCCAAUGGAGUCCGAGUCACCGGUUAUGCUGUGUAUGCGGAUGGGCAGAAGGCAAUAGAAGUUACUUCUCCAACGGCUGGGAGUGUCCUGGUGGACUUGUCCCAGCUUCAGAUGUUCCAGGUGUGCCGGGAGGUUUCUGUGAGAACGAUGUCUCUGUAUGGGGAGUCAGUGGAUUCAGUUCCAGCCCAGAUUUCCUCGGUCUUGCUGGAAGCCUCUCACCACUCUUCACCUUCAGAUUGUGCUGUUUCUACCACUUUUACCUCUAGACUGCCCCGUGGAGAGCCCAGGGGCUCUCUGCCUGCACGCAGCCCACCCACACGCCAGACAGCUGCACUCCUGCAUCGACAAAAAGUUCCUGCUGAUAGCUCAGAUGCCAAAUUGACUGAUCACUCCUCCAGCCAUGACAGCUCAGUACGAUCUCUGCCAGAGGAAGCCUCUUCACUGCCGCACCUCUCCUCUCCCAGUGCUUCCUUGGUGCAGGUUUUAGAUGCUUCCCCACAAGGAUCAGACACUGCACAAGACAAGAAAUGCCUGACUGUGCCUCCUCAGCAAGCUGGCAGGACAGUGCUCCCCUGUGAGGGCACAGAGCCUGUCGCUUCAAGGGAAGCAGAAUCGCAAGGCCUGGGUGAGGGGAUGGAGGUGCAGGCAGAACAAUCUGUAACCAAAGCAUCAGAACUGGAAAGUCCAUCUAACAGCAGUCUGAAGAUACGUAUGGAGACCUGCCAUGCAUGCUCUGUGGAAGAGUCACCGAAAGGUCUCAGUGCUGAAAGAGAAAAAGAGAUAAAGGAGAAACACUUGAGCCCAGAGCCUCUGCCCUCCCCCAGCCAGGCUGAGGGGACAGAUGGCACCUUCAGAGAUGCAAGCAUGAGUGGGAGCAGCUGCCAGGAGAUCUCGAGAUUGUCCCUUGGCAAGGAAGUGAUCAAAGAAAUGUCCAGAGUGAAAAGAGAGCAAGAAGAAAAAAUAUCCGAAAUGGGAAGACGACAGCUGACCCUUUUUGCUGAGCACAGCCGUAGUUCUGACCUUUCAGAUAUUUUGGAAGAAGAGGAAGAAGAUGAACUGUCUUCAGAAGCUCUGGAAGAGAAGAAAUGGGACCAGAGAGAGCCAUGUUACCGGGAGAACGGGGAAAAGAUGGAUCUUUGUGAUACUGACAGCGAUGAGGAGAUUCUGGAGAGGAUACUGGAGCUCCCGCUUCAGAAGAACCACAGCAAGAAAUUGUUUAGCAUCCCUGAAGUGACUGAGGAUGAGGAUGAAGAUGAAGAUGAGAAGUGUGUUAUGGAGGAAAAGGCAGACCCUCAAGACUCCUUGGAAACACUUACCCACCGUUCAGGAAGAACAGAGAAGGCGCUCAGCGUCAAGGAGCCAUUUCUAAAGGCAGAUGGGAGUAACACCUCCACAGAUCUGUCUGCUCAGACUCCACAGGAGGAGCAUGACAUUAAGGAGAGCAGAGGGGAUGCUGCCCAUGCAAAUCCUGCUUUUGUCCAGCUGGUCUGGAGUCAGAAGAAGGCAAACUGGAACUGGGGCUACCAGGAGAACGAUCCGAAGUCUGGGACUGGGGCAAGUCCUGCUUGGAGCAAGAAGGGAAAUAAUUACCGAGAGAAGAUCCGGAGUCGGCCUGAGAUGGGUAGGAAGAGACAGAAUGAUUUAACAGAACACUGCAGUCGUCUGCUGGGCAACUGCAGUCAGAUGGGAGGUGGGUUAUACAGAGCUCCUAGCCUCAGGGAAGAGCUGAACAUUGUGAGCAGUGCUGGUGGUAAGGAGGGGUUUGAUAUGUACAGUCGUGCCAGACAAGCCACCUUACGAAAAAGCCACAUGAAAGCAGUGGUUUCAGGGUUUGCAGAACCUGCUGUGACGGCAACACACUGCUCCAGCCCCAGGAGCCUGGAAAUAGACAUUGAAUAUGACUCCGAAGAUGAUCAGGAUUCAGUCUGUGCAUCCCCCCCUGAGAGCAGGCUGUGGCCAGAAAGGUCCCAGAGCUGUCAGGGGGACUGGAGUGAUUGCUCCAGUCAAUCUGAGGUUGCCCACACGGAUGGCAGGAGGGACCUGACCAGACUGGAGAUGAUGGAAGAGCAGGGGAUGGAGUGGGCUGGGUCUCCGAGCCAGCGCCUGCGGUUCUUCUGCCAGGAGAAUGAAGCACUGAGAUGUGAGAGCAGUUCUGAGGAGCAGGGCUGGGAGCUGGACUGUAAGUCACCUGGCUGGAGAAGGAGGCUCGAACAUCCUUCGAAGGGGAUACGUAGCACCUCCUUGCACAAAAGGGCGUCCGGUAAUAAAGAUCCUAGGGGCCAGGAACUGCCUGGCACAGCCACCUGGCAGGCUCCCAGCAGAAGAGGGAACAAGAGCGUAAGAAGAAGCCAAAUGCAGAAACCUUUACUGUCUAGUCCAGGUCCUGCAAGGAGCACUGCUUCAGAAACCUCUGUUAAAGAUGAUGGCAUUAGAAUAUUUGUGGCACUCUUUGACUACGAUCCUGUUUCUAUGUCUCCUAACCCUGAUGCAGCAGAAGAGGAGCUCCCAUUUAAGGAGGGACAGAUCCUGAAAGUAUGUGGAGACAAGGAUGCUGAUGGCUUUUACAGGGGUGAAUGUGCAGGAAGGGAGGGGUACAUUCCAUGCAACAUGGUUUCAGAAGUCCAGGUGGAGAAUAACGAAAUCAAGAAGCAGCUCCUAAAGCAAGGAUUCCUGCCUGCCGACACCCCAAUGGAGACCAUAGGAAAUGGCACAUUUUCUCCACCUCCACGCCGCCAAACCGUCCCUCCUCCAAAACCCAGACGCUCCAAGAAAGCAGGGCUGGAUAAACAGGAGACGUACAAGUCUCAUCCAGAACAGAAACAUCAAGACUUGGAAGCUGAACUGCUGACUCCUCGAAGUAUGGUGGCUGUCUUUGACUAUAACCCUAAGGAGAGCUCUCCAAAUGCAGAUGUAGAGGCUGAACUGACUUUCAGUGCCGGGGACGUUAUCACUGUGUUUGGGUCCAUGGAUGAUGAUGGAUUCUAUUAUGGAGAACUGAACCAGCAGAGAGGCCUUGUCCCAUCUAACUUCUUGGAAGCUGUAACUUCUGAUGGAGGCAUGGUCAAGGAACUUCAUUCAAAAGAUAAAGAAGCUUUUCUGCUGAGUGCUGAGAGCCAGAGAAUGAGGAAGAGAAGAGUCCAGUGAUAGAUAUGAAUGAUACAUAGAGAGAGAGAGAGCAACCAUGUAAGUUUGUGUGAGAAGACAUCUUCAAUCUCCCACCCAGCCUAGCCUAUUAAAGGGUCCUACACCUGUAGUUUACUCCUUCUCUUGCUUGUAGUUUGACAGGCUGGUUUGGGGCUUUGCUAGCAAGUCCACCUUCAAACCCUCUGGUGGCAGAGUUUUACCUGCCAGAUUGGUCCUAUAUUAAAGACAAGCUGUGAUCUGUUCAGUGUAUGAAGUGCAAUUGUUGGGAACAAUUAUCUGGUGGUUUUGGGGACCAUGAUUGGACUGUGCUGGAUAUUCAGGUUUAGAAAAGACCUGCUUUAUACUUCAGCUUGGUCCUUCUACCACUGUUCAAGCACGUCAACAGCCAAAGCUUCAUUUAGCCUUUGCAAGAUCCUGCUCAGACUGAGCACACGCCAUAUUCAGCUUGAUUUUACUCCUUCCUGAGUAUAGUCCUGAAAACCCUCCACACACCAUCAACUUAAAGUAGUAACAUUUAGUCCCUAAAACCAACCUUGUGUGGAUAAUUGUUCUGUCUGAUAACUCUUAAAGAAACUAUUUUGAAGUUGGGGUGUGUGUGAAACUUCUGGGUUUGGGGGGCAGUGGGAGUGAAUCUGUGUUUUUCUUAGUUUCAAAUAAAACAUUUUCCUGAAGUUGUGCAAAUCAGUAAUACCUAAGAACACUGAAAACCACCCCCUGAAAACUAACAUGGCUCUUCUAUUUAUCAACCCUAAUAGCUUUUAUCAGGAUUUUGACAGAGCAAUUUUUCCUUCAUGUUUCUCUUAGAGAAGAAACCCUAAUUUUAGUAUCAUUUGUCUCUUACCAGAUGAAUCUAUGAACUGGUUCUGUUGCUUUUCUGCCAUAUAGAGACUUCUGAGAAUAUCUGCACAUGCUUGUGUGUGAGCGUGCCUCUGUGUGUGGAAAUCUGCCUGGGUAUCGUAUACCACAGCUGGGAAUCAGCAGGACUUACAGCCACAAAGACAGGAAACUGCUAGUCACUUCCUUUUAAAUGUUCAAUAUUUGAUAAUGAUAUUGAUACUGCAGUAUCCUUAUUAUAGUAAAUUAUUGUGACAUUUGUGAGUUGGUCUGGGUACCUGCCUCUCAUUUUGCAUGCAGUCUUUCAUGCAUAGCUCUAAGGAGAAAUUGUGUAAGGUUUGUUGGGCCACUUCAGAUCUGCCCUGAAAUUGUCCCACCUUUGCCAGAAAAAUGGUUUCCAGUGGUGUAUGGGCACCAAGCCUCCGCUGCCCGGGCUGCCCAGCAGCCUUGACAUCACUCCCACAUCCUCUGGGGCUGCUAAGCCAGACAGCCCAAGGCCUGAGCUUCGUAGGGGAGAUCACUUACUGCAUGUUAGUGGACCUCUUCUGAUGUUAGCCAAGUGCUUUUGUGCAUUCUAUCCAGGGAUUCUUUGUUGCACCACACGUAAAUAGUUUCUGGAGCAGAACCCGGGGGUUCUUACUUUUGCACACAGCUAACCUAGCAGGCUACCAAGUUAGCAGUCAUCUGGCUUACUUUUUCUCUUUGCCUCUCUACAUUUUGCACUGCUGGCUGAAAAUGGUUUGUCUAGAUUGAUUCAGAUUUAUUUCCAGACUUCUCAGACCUGUCUGGUGCUAGAGCCAUCAACACCAAGUGUUGCACCUUGCAUGUGUGUGCUGCCAGGGGAUACAAAGAUUGCAGUUGAUGCUGCAGCGUUAGUUGGAGGAGUGGACCUCGCAGGCAGAGUGCAGCUUUGAAAGGGGCAGGCUGUGCCAUCAAGCCCUCUGCUGCAUGCCCUUGGCAGUAGCUGGCCUUUCAACACAGUGCUGAGUAUCUGGGGAGUCAUAGAAGUGCCACUGAAAGUGUGUGGAACAAGAUUUCCAGGGGAAAAUAGUGUGAAUUUUUUUCAGGAAAAAUCAGCCACUGUAUUUUUAACUCUAACAAAGAGGUGGAAAGGAGUUACGUCUCUGUUCCCAUAGCCAGAGACCCUGGUUCAGGUAAGAGAGAGUCUGAUGGCACCAUCCCCUGGGACAGUUUAAAGUGAUUGCUGCAAGACAGGUAGCUGACUCUGAACCUUCUGGGGUUGGGAGGGGUCAUAUAGUCACACCAAGACAGAGCUCUUUAAAAACCCUGUACUCCUGUGUGCUCAACACUGACUUGACAGGUAUUGUACAUACUUAGUCUGACUCUAGAGAGCAGCUGUUUGCUCGUCUGGUACCAGAAGUGCUUUCUUACUGCAGCAGAGCGAAGUGACUGCAGUACAGCAGCAUAACUUCAGCCUGUGGCGGGAGGAGAGGUCACAGCUGCUUUUUGUGUUCUUUUGUCGCGCAGGAGGUUGGGUGCUGAAACAGCAGCAGGGUGAUAAAGCACUACUGCUUCUGCUUUUGACCCCAGGAAAUGUUAAAUAAACCCACAGCACAUAAGUGUGAGUGUGCUAUAGUUAGGGCAGUAAUGCUAAACCUGUGCACCUGCUUGGUUCAGCAGCUUUCCCCAGGCACAGUGUGGGACCAGGGCUGAAGCACAUCCACUCCUGCUGAUGAGCUGCGAGCCGCUGCUGGGAUUCUCACAUUUUCUGUGCAGGGCUGAUGCCUUUGCUCUUCAGCAAUGCUUCUGCCCUAGGCAGAGCAUCCUGCUGCCAGUGUCACUACCUUGUCUCCCCUGUUGGACCUGUGGCUACUUACAGACUCUUAAGGGACGUGCGCUUGACUCUCCCCGACUUAGUGGGACCCAAUCAGAGAGAUGAUGAGGAUCGUAGAAUCAUUUAGGUUGGAAAAGACCUUUAAGGUCAUUGAGUCCGACUGUUAACCCAACACUGCCAAGUCCACCACUAAACCAUGUCCCUAAGUGCCACAUCUGCACAUCUUUUAAAUACCUCCAGGGAUGGUGACUCCACCACUUCCCUGGGAAGAAGGCUUUUCCGUGGCACAGCUCCAGCCACUGGCAUGUUGUUUUGGGUAAUGCCAAGACAGGAUGUACAGCUGGGUGCGUGGAAGAUGCUGGUUUGUGAAGGCUGUGUGGAAGAGAAGGCGGUGGGACAAAUGCUCCCCUAGGCCUCAGAAACCCAGAGCCUCUUCCCUGGUGAACUUUGCAGCUUCUUGGGAAAGCUUGCCCUGACAGAUCAAACGGUCACUGUCCAGACACCUAAACCCAGUGACAGGAGGUCACGGAAAGAAGGCUGUUGCUGGGAACUGACCUGCUGCUAGUACUUUGUGGAAAGGAAACCGAGCCCAGGACUAGGGUACUCUCUGAUUUCUAAUAAGCCUUUUUCAAAAGGAGCAGUGUACCAUGCAUCGUUUGGGACUCUGGAUCCCAGGUAACAUUCUCAAAUGCUCAGAUGACUUAGGAACAUAUGUCAGUUGCUGUGUGCCACUUGAUCCCAGACUUCUCCGUGUCCUGCUCCAUCAUGAACUUUUUCUCCAUUAUUGGUGCCACUGCAGAGCACCAGACUGCUUUUUGCCGCUCCCGCGACUCGAUCUGAUGGAUACUGAGCAGCCUUACAAGACUCUGAAUUUCUCCUCUUACAGUGACAGAGUGUGGCCACUGUUGCAGAAGCCUCCCAGCUUAGCCAGCCUCCUUGAACUUCUGAAGGUCCUGCACAGCUCUUGUUCUUAUUAGGCUGUUUUUUCUUGAUGUCCUGCCUUGUGUCCUAGAGUGUGCUGAGAGCCCGCCAGGCUUCCCCGGCCCAGGCAGCCAGCAGGCAUACAUGGAUGCAUCAGUAUCUAUCCAUCCGUGCUUCACUUACAGCAUCUUCAGCUGUGAAGGAGCAUCUUUCACCAAGUGCUCAGUGGGAUUUCCCUGCUGUCCUGUUCUUAGCCCAAGGUUAAGGAAUUUCAGGAUGUCUGAGCUCAGGCAGGGUCUGGGUAGGGGGUACAAAAAAGUGUAAA
This is a messenger RNA of Falco peregrinus (peregrine falcon), 10473 nucleotides long. RefSeq names its product TSPO associated protein 1 (gene TSPOAP1). Gene Ontology annotation, biological process: neuromuscular synaptic transmission. The transcript has 31 exons. NCBI's taxonomy places the organism in Eukaryota, Metazoa, Chordata, Aves, Falconiformes, Falconidae. The coding region runs from base 365 to 6598 and encodes 2077 amino acids. The record is from RefSeq and is a predicted model, not a curated record. Gene Ontology annotation, molecular function: protein binding.